UUCUUAUAUAUAUAUAUAUAUAAUAUACAUAUAAUUUAUAAUCUCUUUAAUCUUAUUUUACUUUUUCCCUUGAAUUCUCGUAUCAAAAAUGAAAUCAACAUAUUUAAUCAGUGUUGUUUUAUUUGUCACCCUUUUCCUUUCUGAUAUUAAUCACGCUACUGAAAAAAUAGAAUUUGGUUAUGUCGGUAGUUUAGGACCAGAUUUUUGGCAUAAACUUAGCGCUGAAAGCGCAAUUUGUGAGACGGGAACAAAACAAUCUCCAAUCGAUAUUACUCCAGAUGAUUUAAAAACUUUAGCUGAACCACCAUCCCCAAAAUUUGAUGAUGCCUGUGACGUUGAAUCAAUACAUAAUGGUAAUACGGUUGAAAUCUCUUCAGGAAAAGAAGAAGUUCCUUUACCUGCAGAAAUAACAAUUGAUGGGGAAAAAUAUGAAUUACAACAAUUUCAUUUUCAUACUCCUUCAGAACAUAGAAUUGGAGGUCGUCAUUUUGAAGUUGAACAACAUUUAGUAUUUAAAAGUGAAAGUGAAAAAAUUAGCGUUGUUGCUGUACUUUAUAACGUUGGUGAAAAAGCUUCAGCUUUUAUGGCUCCUAUUGUUAACAAUUUACCUGAAAAAGCUGGUAAUUCAACGAAGCUUGACAAAGUUGAACUCAAAAAAUUGUUGAAGGACGUUGAUGGUAUUACUAAAUCUUUUACUUAUUCAGGUAGUUUAACUACCCCACCUUGUACUGAAGGUGUUACUUGGUAUGUUAAUAAAGAACCUCAAUCAGUUUCCUUUCAACAAUUCAACAAAUUAAGAGAUGCUAUAGGAUUCAAUUCUCGAUUUACUCAAUUAAGAGAAGGUGAAAAUAAUCCAGAAAAUGAAUCGAUUGGAUUAGUUGAUACUUAUAAAGUGAAGAAGAGAUCUCUUUAUAGUCGUGGUUAUUUUAGAAAUUAAGAAUAAUUCUUGACGCCUGUCUUUCAUUUUAAUUUUUCUUUUUAUUUGUGGGGGGUACUAUUGGGGUUGUUUGAGAAAUUAGAUAUUUCUUGCUUGGGUUAUUUUAGUGGGAAAUUUUAGUGGGAACCAGAUAUUUAAUGUUACUCUUGACGAUUAUUUAUUAAUUCGUCUCGGGUUUUUCUUUCUUUCUUU
This is a messenger RNA of Rhizophagus irregularis DAOM 181602=DAOM 197198, 1129 nucleotides long. RefSeq lists its product as uncharacterized. Gene Ontology annotation, biological process: one-carbon metabolic process. Lineage: Eukaryota; Fungi; Glomeromycota; Glomeromycetes; Glomerales; Glomeraceae. The record is from RefSeq and is a predicted model, not a curated record. Gene Ontology annotation, molecular function: zinc ion binding; carbonate dehydratase activity.